Orbicella faveolata is the source of this 698-nucleotide messenger RNA. Its product is annotated as high mobility group protein DSP1-like. Gene Ontology annotation, biological process: regulation of transcription by RNA polymerase II. The record is from RefSeq and is a predicted model, not a curated record. Lineage: Eukaryota; Metazoa; Cnidaria; Anthozoa; Scleractinia; Merulinidae.
AUGUCGAAACGCAAGGAUCCAAACAAGCCCAAAGGAAAGUUGAGCGCCUACAAUUGUUUUGUUAGGGAGGAAAGAGAAGCUAUGAAGAAAUCAGAAGCAGAAGCGCCUGCCAACGACGCCGAAAUCCAAGAAAAAACACCGGGAACUAUGGCACAGCAAGUGUUUAUGGUAGCCUGUGCUGAGAAGUGGAAGAAGCUAAGCGAAGAGGAAAGGCAACGUUUUAAAGAGGCUGCAGAGAAGGACAAGAUAAGGUACGAGAACGAAAUGGCAAACUAUACACCGCCGAAGACCGAAGCUAGUGGAAGGAAGACUCGAAAAGAGAAGAAGAUGAAAGACCCGAAUGAACCUAAGAGAGUAGUGUCUUCCUUCAUGUUCUUCAGCAAAGACAUACGCGCCAAAAUGAAAGAAGAAAAUCCACAGACGGCAGUUUCUGCCAAGGUGCUGGGAGAGAUGUGGGCGAAAAUGGAGGAGAAACAGAAAGAAAAGUACGAACAAAUGGCAAAAGAAGAUCGAGAAAGAUAUCACGAGGAGAUGAGAGCUUUUAGGAAAGGGGACUAUGUAGUUCCUAGUACAAGUCAAGUGGCAAUGGAAGCAGAAGAAUGAUCAACAACCUGCUGGAAAUAUAUUUUCUUGCAGUGUUACUCAAGCGCGUCGUUGUUUUAGGAAUAUUUUUAACGACUGAGGACAAUUAAGACUCG